This is a messenger RNA of Penicillium odoratum, 1467 nucleotides long. RefSeq names its product putative flavin dependent monooxygenase. NCBI's taxonomy places the organism in Eukaryota, Fungi, Ascomycota, Eurotiomycetes, Eurotiales, Aspergillaceae. Gene Ontology annotation, molecular function: N,N-dimethylaniline monooxygenase activity; flavin adenine dinucleotide binding; NADP binding. Bases 1 to 1467 code for a protein of 488 amino acids. The record is from RefSeq and is a predicted model, not a curated record. The transcript is spliced from 2 exons.
AUGGCAGUCACCAAUCCUAUUAAGCGGGUAGCUGUCAUAGGGGCAGGACCAUCUGGUCUUGCUGCCGUAAAAUACCUUCGGGCAGAGAAGUACUUUGACCAGAUUGACGUGUUUGAGCAGAGGAGCUCCAUUGGUGGCGUCUGGAACUACACCCCUCGCUCUUCCAAAAUUGGUGCUGCCACUACUGUGCCCCAUUUGAAUCCUCAUGAGCCCGUUGACAAGCCAAUAUGGAUCAAUCAUUCCGAGGGGGCGAGCGAGCCUGUUUUUGUAUCACCAGUAUAUGAUAAAUUGGAGACCAACAUUCCAAAGGAUCUGAUGCGAUAUUCAGAUCAAUCUUUCCCCGAAGAUGUCCAACUCUUCCCUACACAUCGUUCUGUGAAACAAUAUCUGGAAGAAUACGCUGCGGACACGAAAAGCCACAUUCAACUUCAGACGCAAGUCAAGGAUGUGAAGCUCGAGAAUCCAGAGCUAAGUACCUGGGCCUUGACCACAGCCAAUCUUCAAACGGGUGUAGAAGCCACAUCCGUCUACGACGCUGUGGUUGUGGCAAGCGGUCACUUCAAUGUCCCAUACCUUCCCGAUAUUCCAGGCAUACAAGCUUGGGAUAAGGCAAAUACUGGGGCUAUAUCCCACUCUAAAUUCUACGACUCGCCAGACUCAUUUCGAGAGAAGAAGGUGGUGGUGGUUGGAAGUUCUGCAUCGGGGCUCGAUAUUGGAGCCCAGAUCAAUGAAGUCAGCAAGGGCAAGGUAAUCGUCUCACAGAAGUCCGAGUCAUAUCUCGCUGCUUCUUCUCCUUCGGAUAAAAUUAUUCGCCCAGAGAUCGUCGAAUUUUUGUCCCCUGCAGAGCACGACCGAGGCCUCCGCUUCGCAGAUGGUCAUGUUGAGAAAGAAGUCGAUGCUGUCGUCUUUUGCACGGGCUACUUCUAUUCUUUCCCCUUUCUAUCGUCUCUUAAUCCGUCUGUUAUCACACAUGGAUGGCGCACAAUGAAUGUCUAUCGACAAUUGUUUUAUAUCGAACACCCUACUCUUGUCUUUCCGGUUCUUUCACAGCGAGUGAUCCCAUUUGCCAUAGCGGAGAACCAAGCAUCUCUGUUUUCUCGUGUAUGGUCGGGGCGACUUUCACUUCCACAAAAAGGGGAUAUGAAAGCAUCAGAGGACUCGGAAGUUUCACAGAAAGGAGAUGGAAAGUUGUUCCAUGUGAUGCCCUUCCCCGCAGACGCAGACUACCUCAACCUUCUGUAUAGUUGGGCAGCUAGUGCCAAACCACGCCCCGGGCUCGUGGAUAACGGGAAAGGGAAACUAGGAGCAUAUUGGGGAGAUCGAGAACGAUGGAUGCGGGCAUUGUUCCCUGAUAUUCGGCGAGCUUUCGUUCAGAAGGGAGAGAAGCGCAGUAACAUAAAGACACUCGAGGCGCUCGGCUUUGACUUUGAAACUUGGAAACGGGAUCAGGAAGCUGGAACUUCGUAA